Topomyia yanbarensis is the source of this 845-nucleotide messenger RNA. Its product is annotated as homeobox protein ceh-19. Gene Ontology annotation, biological process: regulation of DNA-templated transcription. The transcript is spliced from 3 exons. The coding region runs from base 87 to 842 and encodes 251 amino acids. Gene Ontology annotation, molecular function: DNA binding; DNA-binding transcription factor activity, RNA polymerase II-specific. The record is from RefSeq and is a predicted model, not a curated record. Lineage: Eukaryota; Metazoa; Arthropoda; Insecta; Diptera; Culicidae.
UUGAAAACCAAAAAUAAUGUGGAAACUGCAAGUGCUAUAUACAAAUAUCAAUAUCGUAAAUUUUUGGAUUGGCUGAACGAGAAAAUAUGAUGUGCGAUAAAUCGAGAAUUUACUUGAAUAAUGACACUCAAGAAAUUACCAACAUGUGCCACUCAUUAGUAUCGAAGAAAGAAAAUAACCGCAAAACCUUUUCCAUAGAUGAUAUAUUGGGAAUAUCGACAGACAUAAGUAUGAAAGGAAAUAGUCAUUGUUCAAUGUGCAGCAAAAGACACACUUUAGAAGGAUUAUCACAAAACGUGUGCGAUAAUGAAUCAUUGGAGAUAUGUUUGCCAAAUAGGUCAAAUAUUACAAGGUGCUGCGUUAGCUCAAAAGAUGUGUCAAAUGUUACACAUCCUGGAUGGAUGCAUAUUCAGUCUGGUUCUAAUCGACAUAUCUACGAUGUUGGUGUCCAACACGAUUCAUGUUAUAAGGUUGGAGUUAAACGACGAAGGCAAGGAACUGAUCGUAAACCUCGACAAGCAUACAGCGCCAAACAGUUAGAAAGGCUAGAAAGCGAAUUCAAGCAGGACAAAUAUUUGUCCGUCAGCAAACGCCUCGAAUUAUCAAAGUAUUUAAACCUGACCGAAGUACAGAUCAAAACAUGGUUUCAAAACCGACGGACUAAGUGGAAAAAACAACUAACUUCUAGAUUGAAAAUAGCUCACCGACAAUCUUUAUUUACUACACAGUAUAUCAACGCAAAUUUUCCCUUCAUGUCUUCAACAUUGGCUCAAGCAUCUCUUCUAAAUUUUAAUGUGGCGAAAAUGACUGACAAGUGCAACGAAAAGCUAUAUUUGCAAUAAUGU